Messenger RNA from Oryzias latipes (Japanese medaka), 1623 nucleotides. Lineage: Eukaryota; Metazoa; Chordata; Actinopteri; Beloniformes; Adrianichthyidae. The record is from RefSeq and is a predicted model, not a curated record.
AGUGUCCCUCAUGCUUCCUAAACCUUCCUUCUGAUCUGACACUGAGAUGCAGCAGAGCUUCGCUCAGAGGAUGGACGGCGCCUUCAGCUCCAUGCAGCUCUGCAUUGAGGAGCACCGAGCCAAACACAGCCGCAUGCUGAGCAGCUGCUCUCAGGCCAUCGAUGGUUUGAUCGCGAAGAAUGAGGCGGCAGUGAACGGCGCCGUGACCACCAUGGAGUCGUUUGUGGGUGGAGUCAGAUCGCUGGUCAGUGAGGGCGUGGGUCGCUUUCAGGAGAAGGUGCAGCAGCAUGAGGCGCUGUGUCUGCAGGACAAAGAGAGUCUGCUGCAGCUGCUGGAGGAAAAUCGGCAGGACAUGGAGGACGUCCUGAUGACCCGGACUCUGAUGGGGCUGACAGCCGUCAAAGAGCUCAGUGGCUCUCUGAAAUCCUCGGUGGAGACGCAGCGAGCUUUGGCCUCUCAGGUGGAGGCCAUGAAGGAGGUGGGUGGGUUCCUCGGCGGUCUGGUCCAGGAGCUGGUGGGUCUGCGGCAGACGGCCGUCCAAGGUCUGGGAGCGCUGCAGGCCGAGCACGACAAGCUGGAGAAGGAGAUCCAACAAGUGCAGGAGCGACAGCAGGCGAGCAUGAAGGACACCAUCCAGUGUCUGCAGGACCAGCUCACCCUGCUGUCCAUGCAGGCCCAACAGGACUUGACCCAGCUGCACUCGGCCUCCAGAGCUCUGCAGACUCCAGUGCUGCAGCUCCAGGAGAACAUCAGCAGCGGUUGCAGCUUUGUAGAGGAUCAGCUUUCAGGACAGGCCCAAGUCCUCCAAUCCUCCUCCUCCUCCAUCGCCUCCUCUCUGCGUCUGACCACCGAGGAGAACCUGCAGUUUCUGACGGAGAUGGACGGCUACUGCUCCGACCUGCACAGCUCCGUGUCAGGUCUGGUGGAGCGGGACGUCCAGUGGAGCCUCAGAGCCGGGCAGCAUGCAGACCACCAGAACCAGGAGCUGCUGGCCGUGAUGGGGUCCAUCUCCACUGAAGCUCAGGCCCUGCAGCAGAGUGUUCAGACGUUCUGCUCCCAGCAGCUCAGGACCAAUGAGGAGCAUCUGUCUGAGCGGCGGGAGGACAUGAAGCAAGCCCUCAUAGCCGUGCAGAAGCAGAACUCUGUAGACUGGAGCGUCCUGGACAAGCAGCAGGAGGAGCUGCUGGAGAACAUCAGCAGGAGCCAGCAUCUGGUCAGCAGCUUCCUGCAGGAGGAGCUGCAGCAGGACGUUCCCACCGGACUCCCUGUAAGACGAGAUGAGCACUUGCUACGAAAGUUUGGUCAUGGAGCCAAACUUUGAGAACAUCGUCUUCAAGAGCAAUUGUUCUUCUAGGUGAAUCUCAGUCAACACAAGUCAAAAUGACAAAGAUCAAUCACACCAAGUUUUGAUCAAAAAGUAUUUUUUCUGAAUUUUCUACAGCAGUGGAUUGGAAAGAGGAUGAAGAUCCCAGAUUCAUUUUUUUUUUUUUUUUUUUUUACAAAACUUAAGUAGUCAUUAAAUAAAGUCAUGUUUUUUUUCUUUCACGUUUUAUUGAAAAGUGAUGAAUGCUUUUAUUGUAGUCUAAAAUUUAAAUAAACAAGCAAGAGGGACAAAGCACUUAG